Salvia splendens (bonfire salvia) is the source of this 850-nucleotide messenger RNA. Its product is annotated as ABC transporter G family member 1-like. Bases 94 to 474 code for a protein of 126 amino acids. The transcript has 2 exons. Gene Ontology annotation, molecular function: ATP hydrolysis activity; ATP binding. NCBI's taxonomy places the organism in Eukaryota, Viridiplantae, Streptophyta, Magnoliopsida, Lamiales, Lamiaceae. The record is from RefSeq and is a predicted model, not a curated record.
UCAUAUAUCUGUGUAUAUAUAGGUCUAAAACUGCAACCCAUUAUACUCUUAGUUCACAUAUACCAAUUCCAAAAUAAAAAAUACUUCUAAGAAAUGAGAACUACAAUAGAGAAUAGCCCAGGGCCUCUUGAAACAUCAUCUCCAAUUCCAUUUCUAAACACAAGAGGAUCUCUUUCAUCCACUCCUGGCAUUCACUUAACUUGGCAGGACCUCUGGGUGACGGUGCCGGAUAAGGCCGGAAGGCGGCGACCCAUCCUCCGCGGCCUCACCGGCUAUGUCCAGCCGGCCGAGGUCCUAGCCAUCAUGGGCCCCUCCGGCUGCGGCAAGUCCACCCUCCUCGAUGCAUUAGCAGAGAGGCUCCAUUUCAACACUACACAGGAGGGAGACAUCCUUGUCAACGGCCGCAAGCAGCGCCCUCCAUUUGGCACUUCAGCAAGAACAAUAUAUAGUACUAAUACUUAUAUAAUACUCUGAUGGUUGGACGAAUUUUUGAUGGUAAUAAAUGCAGGUAAAAAAUAUAGAUCACGACACAAGGAAUUACGUGGUUCGAUUUACUGAGGUAAAUCUACGUCCACGGGAAGAAAGGAGGGCAAGAUUGUAUUGCUUGAUCUGAUUUACAGCUUACAAAUACAGACUUGCUAUAUGAUAUUUGAUGUCUAGAGAGCUCUCUCCCCUAUCUGAUCUAAGUUCUAUUUAUACAUCUGAACCCAGAUCGUGGCUUCCAGGUUGACAACUGCUUCAUACCACUAAAUAGAUCGUGGGUGUGGUGGAGGUCGUGGAGGUCCUGCAUGGGUCCACUAUCCAAGAUCGUGGCUUGCAUCACCACUAACUAGGUCGUGGAUGUCGUGGA